AACUAGAAAACUGAUUGAAGCGGACCCAAUUCUCUGGGCCAUAAAAAGCGCAGAUUGUAACACUGCACAUAACACCAGGAUCAGAAUGUCUAACUCGAACAGAAGCGGUACAGUCGAACGGCUAGCUGACUGACAAGCGCCUAAAAUGCACAGUAAUGUCAGUCACUGGCAACAAUAUGCCGAAGGCUAUAAAGGCAAAUCUGGGAAACUCACGCCGAAAAGCAGGUCGUAGCAUCGGAACUAGCGAAUUCAGUUUAGGUACAGCUGUUCUGUAUACAUGGACAGGGAGGGGUGACCGCAUCAUUCAUAGGCAUUUGAUACAUUGGCAGGACUAUCGCAAUACUUACAGAAGUUCCAUUUGGAGGUAGUAGGGGCGCGCAAGAUCAGCCGUGACUAAACGUCGUCCCUAGUAAAAGGAUGGUCAGUAAAGAACAUAGUGACAGGAUACAACGAAUUGCUUACCCUUUUUGUGCAUACCAUUAAUCAGCAGUAUCAUCUU
Molecule: messenger RNA, 499 nt
Organism: Serpula lacrymans var. lacrymans S7.9
Lineage: Eukaryota; Fungi; Basidiomycota; Agaricomycetes; Boletales; Serpulaceae
Exons: 2
Coding region: 156-368 (70 amino acids)
Source: RefSeq, a predicted model, not a curated record